Molecule: messenger RNA, 2661 nt
Organism: Coniosporium apollinis CBS 100218
Lineage: Eukaryota; Fungi; Ascomycota; Dothideomycetes
Exons: 5
Coding region: 1-2661 (886 amino acids)
Biological process (GO): DNA repair
Source: RefSeq, a predicted model, not a curated record
AUGGCCGACAGAGCCGAGUGGCAGCGGGCUUUGGCGACGGCAGACACUAUCGAGGAUGGACUGGCCGACAUGAAGGCGGUGUCACGACCAAGAAGAGCCUCUGCGAUUACCGGUUCUUUGUCCAUCAAGACCCCUCUGGGCUCACAGACAACUGUCCGACCACCGCCAGUAGCUGGCUCCAAGCGGAAGCGUUCCUCGGUUGUUCUUUCUGCCGUGCCCAAGCUCACACACAGCGAGACGACUGCAACGACGCCCAGCCCACCGGGCUCUCCACUGAGCUCGAUACCGUCCGAUCUUAGUGACGUGGACGAAGACUCGCUACAUUACGAGGGAGGAGCUGUUUCCACCGGACCAACACCUGCAUCAAAGCGUGCCAAAAUAGUACCUGAAGCCCUCAGCGAAGCAAAAGCUGUUGUUGUUCCGAGAGAAGCGUCAGCCUCGAAUAUCAGGCGUACUAACAAGGACAAGAGGGCGCUUACCGGCAAAGACAGACAAGUUAAUGCUGCGAGCGCGAGCCGCAAACCAACGACAGUCUCGAAACCAUCAUCCCUCUCUUCGGUCGACCGUCUACAAACACGGAAGGCAACACAGCGGGACAGCGCUAAAGGCGGAAAGAUAGCUGAGGGAAAGGCACCUGCAUCCGCACCAACAAGCCGCCGAGGUAGCAAGUCCAACGUUGUUGUCUCGAAGUAUUUCACGAAAUCCGCCGUGGUCAAGCUCACGAAGAAUCGAAGACCUGUGCGCCUCACUCAUGAACCUGUUGUGUCUGGGGCCACCGACGCUGCAGUUGCAAAUUCUACUGAGUCUGUGGCGCCUUGGCUUGCCGAAUUGUCACAAAAGCUCUCGAUUGCGCCAUCUGGACAGCAGCUCCCAGACCCAGUAGGUCAGCCACUUGUAUGGGCAGACCAGCGCCAGGCCUUGUGCGAGACUGUUCCUUACUACCGAUCAUUUCAAGGCGGAUGUUAUCAUUCCAACCGCUCGGUCUAUGCUUUCAUGUUCGAUGGGGAGAGCCACGCACGUGAAUACAUGGAUUCGGAUGUAGUCCUCUUGCGUGCUGGGGGCGGCAUGGGCAAAGACAAGGACAGCGGCGAAAGAAUUCAGAGCAAAGAUCAGACAGAAAGCGCGCAGGUGGUGGCGUUGCGCAACAACAUUAGCCAGUUCAACCCCGUUGUUCUGAUAGUGGGCGAGAACAAUCCGAAAGCUCCGUCCAAGGUCCCCCAUCCAUACUGCGUCAUGGCUUGGUUCAAGCCGACGCACGUCUGGUACGAGAAGUCCAAGGGCAGGAAGCUCAUUCGCUACCGCUUCGAGAAGCUCCGACCCGAUGAGCAGAGCUGGUGGGCGCCGCAGGGCCAAGAGGAGCCUAUCAAGUUUGGUAGUCUGCCGCCUCCUCACGGCGAGGCUUGUACAGCUUGCAGAAUACACAGCCCACAAGUGUACAUUCAAGGCUGGAUGUGCUUGGAGCCGACAUGCGCUCGGUUCUGGAAGCUGAAGAGUGGAGAGGAACCUGAUGAGCCAUCGCUAGUCUAUAACCCCAGGUUCGUCAAGCAGAAGACCAUUUGGCCGCACUCUAGCGCGCCGUAUAGCCUCAAGCCGGACCUCAUGCAGCUCGAUGCAGCGCCUCUGCUCGGACAGAACGUUUCUUGGGAAGCAUGGAAGGGCUUGGCUUGUCCACAGUGCGGCCGUUGCAGUUCCAGAGAAGCCUGGAUAGAAUGGCAGUGCGGAAAUCCGGCCUGCAAUUUUACACAUCAGUUGCCCCACGUCCUGAUCCCAGCGAAGGCCCUCCAUGAUAUCUACCAUCCGCUAUCGUCAAGCUACGCUUUCUCUCGGGACCUACAUGAGCCUGGCAUAACCUUCCAGCUGGAGUUCGCUAACAACUACCGGCGCAACCGUUAUGUGAUUCCUGGUGUCGAAGGCUUCGUGGAGCACUGGAUUGCGAACAAGACGGGCGGUAUGCUGACCAUGCAUUUCACUGUGAAUUACGGCAUGCCCUACAAGUUCGUCGCCGCAACCUCCAGUCUCGGCUUCGACUCCGCCUGCAACGCCAUCAAAGGCACCCGCUCCCGCCUGGACUGGGCCGCCCGCUGCGUCGCCGGAGACGCACACACCGAGUUCAACGAGCUACUUGCCCUCGGCUACUUCGAAAAGCAGAAGAUCAACUACCACGACGACGGCGAAAAAGGGCUCGGCCCAACGAUCGCAACGCUUAGCCUCGGCUACCCAGCAACUAUGCGCCUCCGCAUGAAAGGCAAGCACUUGCGCGGCGCGUCCAAGAUGGGCGUCUGGGUCGAGGACGAGCCUAUGCCGGGCUGCGAGCGUUACGAAGAGCGAAAAGCUGCGUGGCAGGAACUUCAGAAUAUGGACAAGAAGGCCGCAGCAGCGCGGAAGAAGACUCUGCCCACGGAGCUGAAGCUAAGGAAGACUGGUGAUGCGCCUGUUGUUAUCCAGAUGCAUCUGGGACAUGGCGAUAUUGUUAUUAUGCAUGGGGCGAAGAUACAGAAGUACUAUGAACACGCCGUUGAGCCCCACGGAAAUUUGCGAUUUGCACUGACGUGCAGGUACAUCGACCCGGAUUCUUUGGCCGAAGCGGAUAAGCCGCAGUAUGAAGUGCGGCUAGAUGACCAGAUUUAUGAUGGCAGCUCUUUGCCGCUGCCGCCACAGUGA